Molecule: messenger RNA, 321 nt
Organism: Diaporthe amygdali
Lineage: Eukaryota; Fungi; Ascomycota; Sordariomycetes; Diaporthales; Diaporthaceae
Exons: 3
Coding region: 1-321 (106 amino acids)
Source: RefSeq, a predicted model, not a curated record
AUGGCAGAAUGGCUCCACAGGGAGCUGACGGAGAAGCGCGAAGACAGGGGACAGGCGAAAUGUCAGCUCCGAGAUGAGCUGUUUGGCUCGUUUUGCACCGAUGGCGAGCCGGCCCAAGUGCGUACCUUUAACCCGAAUGGAGUUGAUGCUCAAAAGAUCGAGGCAGUCCUGAGAGAGGACGAUCAACUCCCGUCAUUUGGGUCCAUGUCUACGUGCGAAUUCGAGCAGGACUUGCUGACGAACCCAUUCCUCGAAAAGGACGUCCUGGAAGUUUUCCCAGGGUCCGUGGGCACUUCCACUGCUGUCAUAUCUCAAGACUGA